GCCAGGGGUCAUAACCAGCAGGCAGUUGCAGUGAGGCAAGAGCGUGUUGCUGACUUCGGAGAAGGGGCCACUCCAUCACAUUACGUGAAGACGCACGCAGAAUGGCUGCGAAUGGGUGCAAAGGACGAAUUUUAUCCCUUUUGGACUACAGAACGGAAAAAUACAUAGUGGCCAAAAAUAAAACAGUCGGGGUUUUGUACAGACUCAUCCAGUUAUCUAUCAUCGGUUACAUUAUAGGGUGGGUUUUCUUAAGCAAAAAGGGCUACCAGGAAAAAGACGAGGCCAUCCAAAGCACAGUGAUCACUAAACUGAAAGGGGUCUCGGUGACCAACAUCACCGAGUCAGGCUUGCUGAUGUGGGGACCAGAAGACUACGUCAUCCCUCCACAGGGUGAAGCUGUUCUUUUUGUUGUCACUAAUUUCCUAGAGACACCCAAUCAGAAGCUGGGAUACUGUGCUGAGAGCCCCAAAGUGCUGGAUGGACUCUGCCAGCAAGACGGGGAUUGCGAAGAGGGAAAGCUCGUGGUGUCUGGUCAUGGACUCAUGAGUGGACGAUGCUUACACAGGGAUGAAAACGCACCUGGAACCUGUGAAAUCUUUGGCUGGUGUCCUGUUGAAAGAAAAUUUAAACCACAGUCUCUGCUGACAAAUGCAGAAAACUUCACCAUCUACAUCAAGAAUUUUAUACAAUUUCCCAAAUUCAAAUUUUCAAAGUCCAACAUUCUGGAGACAACGGAUGUGACUUAUCUGAAAUGUAGAUAUGAUGAGAAGCUCCAUCCUUACUGCCCCAUCUUCCGUCUGGGAGACAUCACUGCGCGAGCAGGAUACAACUUCAAUGACAUGGCAACAUUUGGUGGCUCCAUCGGAAUCCAGAUCCAGUGGGACUGUGACCUCGACAAAGGUUACUCCGAGUGCCACCCGCAGUACACAUUUACUCGCCAGGACAUCACCGCCUCCAACACCAUUGCAACAGGAUUCAAUUUUAGACACGCUCGCUAUUUUAAAAACUCAGCCGGUGAGAGCUACCGAUCUCUGUACAAAUUCUAUGGAGUCCGCUUCAACAUCAUGGUGAAUGGGAAGGCUGGAAUGUUCAAUAUUGUCCCGACAGCCAUCAGUGUGGGUUCAGGGUUAGCUUUAAUGGGAGUGGGAGUGUUCUUGUGUGACAUGAUCCUACUCUACAUCUUGAAGAACGGCACCGCUUAUCGAGAGAGGAAGUUUGAAGGGUCCCAGCAAACACCAGAAAACCAAUCUGGCAUCUUAGUACUUUAAUUUUGUCUUUGUAACCUAUUGUCAUAGUGUUACGAAUGUAGAACUUUAAUUUUCAAUACAAAAAAGGCCUAAUUCGCUCAUUUCUUUCUUCUGACAAAACACAAGAAAUAGUGACUGUCAUGAAAUACUGUCAUAAAGUGAAAGAUUACCAUACAGCACACGAGUCGACAUAAAGCAGGGUACACAAUUGAGUGUGGAAUUGUGUAAAAAUCAUGGUGUACUCUACAUAAGUGAGAAAACUGUUUCAUGAUGAAUACAUGUACAAAAAUCUGCACACCUUCUUGCACAUGCCCUUUCCUUGCCACUAGAUGUCACUGGGCUGGUGAAUUUGAGUUCCUCAAAGCAUCAUGCUUUUACUUUUAAGACAAUGAAAAUGCCUAUUUUCUGCACCAAUAAUUAAAACACCAAUAUUGUUAUCAAGGUUUUUAUUUCAUUACACCACUAAAACGUUUUUUUUAAAUAAUAUAAGGACACAAACAAUAAAAUGACAAUCUUUAUCUUAUUUAUUUUGAAUUAAGAAUUGGUAUUAAUGUUAUUUUAUGGAUUUGCAUUUGUUACUCUAUAAUGAUUUAAGAAUUGAAUUCAAUGUAAAAGGUCAAAUUGUCUUGUUUAAAGCUUUUUUUUUUGUUGUUAUUAAAGUGAAACGUCAUUGUUUAGACUAAUGCAGUUGUGACAAUUGCAGAAGAAGGGUAAUGCAUGAAUUGCACUAUUAUCAUCCAGUAACAUAUUUGUAAUGCCGUGCCACACUGAUAACUGCAAGUAAUAUUUUGGUUUCAAACACACCCAAGUUCUUGUUGUUCUUUACUUCAUUCCUAAGAAAGGACGUACACGAAAGCUCCUAUCUGAUUCAAGAUUCCAGUCAGUGGACAAUAGACUAGAAAAAGAAAGUACAGUGGAAUUUAGAAGACAAGGAAGUGAAUUAGGGAUUAAGAAAAUGAUGUGACAGUAUAAAAGUGCUGCAGCUGGGUGGCUUGCCUACAUCGAAACACCAUCAAGACAACAUGAAGGUCAUGCUGUUCACAACAUUGCUCCUGCUGCUGUGUAGCACUCAAGUGCUCACACUUAGGUGCUUCUCCUACUCGUGCGACGAUGGAGAUAUGUGUGACAACUGGGUGAAUUGCGAGGAAAACCAAAUAUUCUGCAAGACCGUCGGCUCAGGAAAUCAACUUACCAAAAGCUGCGCAGCAGAGUGCAAAGAAGACUUUGAAACUUCUUGCUGUCAAUCGGACCUGUGCUGAACAUGGAGCGUCGUCAUCUUUUGAUUGGAAACAAAAAACAAAAAAGUCUAAUGAGGGUCAACAAUCAAUUGUUGUUUCACUAAUCGUCAUGUUUCAUUGAUAUAUUAACGGGCUUCACUAUAAAACUCGCUGGUUCAAGAGCUGUGAUUUAUUUUGCACACAUGCACACACACACAUUAAUCUCUUCCUCAUAUUGCUUAUAGUGUCAUUGAUUUUUAUGUGGGUCACUGUCUGUCAUUGCUGCAAUGCUGUAGUCAAACCAAUGUCAAUAAAAAGACAUCCUCUAAUUUUAA
This is a messenger RNA of Syngnathus typhle (broad-nosed pipefish), 2799 nucleotides long. RefSeq names its product P2X purinoceptor 5-like. Gene Ontology annotation, cellular component: plasma membrane; nuclear inner membrane. Gene Ontology annotation, biological process: monoatomic cation transmembrane transport; response to ATP. Lineage: Eukaryota; Metazoa; Chordata; Actinopteri; Syngnathiformes; Syngnathidae. Gene Ontology annotation, molecular function: extracellularly ATP-gated monoatomic cation channel activity; purinergic nucleotide receptor activity. Bases 102 to 1268 code for a protein of 388 amino acids. The record is from RefSeq and is a predicted model, not a curated record. The transcript has 14 exons.